AUGGAGACAUAUAAUUUAACAGGAACCUUGGAAUUUCUUCUGCUUGAUCUGUCAGAGGACACUGAACUGCAGUUCAUCUUCUUUGUAUUGUUCCUGCUCAUAUACCUGCUCACUGUACUUGGAAAUGUGCUCAUCAUCUUGGCCAUUAGCUCUGAUUCUCAGCUCCAUAGUCCUAUGUACUUUUUCCUCUACAACCUUUCAUUGUCUGACAUGGGCUUCAGCAGCACCACAGUCCCCAAAAUGCUGAUAAAUAUGCAGACUCACAACAAAUCCAUAACUUAUGCAGGCUGCUUAACUCAGGUAUUCUUCUUCAUUCUUUUUGGGGGUAUGGACAGCCUAUUACUGACUGCAAUGGCCUAUGACCGAUGGGUAGCCAUUUGUCACCCUCUACACUACCAAGUCAUUCUCAACCCUCGUCUGUGUAGAUGUUUGCUCAUACUUUCAUUUUUCAUUAGUGUUUUGAGUUCACAGGUACACUGCUUGAUGGUGUCACAAUUAACAUUUUGCACUAAUAUGGAAAUCCAUCAUUUCUUCUGUGAUGUUCCAGAACUUCUAAAACUUUCCUGUUCUGACUCCUUUAUCAGUAACAUAGUUAGGAUUAUUUUAAGCAUCAUUCUUGGUUUCCUACCCAUGUCAGGAAUACUUUAUUCCUACUAUAAAAUAACUUCCUCCAUUUUUAAAUUUCCAUCACUGUUAGGGAAAUAUAAAGUCUUCUCUACUUGUGGAUCUCACCUAUCAGUUGUUUGCUUAUUUUAUGGAACAGGUAUAGGUGUGUACCUUAGUUCAACAGUUUCUAGUUCUUACGGGGAAAGCAUGGUGGCUUCGGUACUAUAUAUCAUGGUGGUUCCCAUGAUAAACCCCUUCAUCUACAGCCUGAGGAACAAGGACAUCAAAAAAGCCCUUCAGAAAAUUGUCAGACAAAUAUUGUAG
This is a messenger RNA of Rattus norvegicus (Norway rat), 930 nucleotides long. RefSeq names its product olfactory receptor family 7 subfamily E member 171B (gene Or7e171b). Gene Ontology annotation, molecular function: olfactory receptor activity; G protein-coupled receptor activity. Gene Ontology annotation, cellular component: plasma membrane; membrane. Gene Ontology annotation, biological process: detection of chemical stimulus involved in sensory perception of smell; G protein-coupled receptor signaling pathway; signal transduction. The transcript has a single exon. NCBI's taxonomy places the organism in Eukaryota, Metazoa, Chordata, Mammalia, Rodentia, Muridae. Bases 1 to 930 code for a protein of 309 amino acids. The record is from RefSeq and is marked reviewed.